Molecule: messenger RNA, 984 nt
Organism: Eimeria necatrix
Lineage: Eukaryota; Apicomplexa; Conoidasida; Eucoccidiorida; Eimeriidae
Product: MAK16 protein, putative
Exons: 5
Coding region: 1-984 (327 amino acids)
Biological process (GO): maturation of LSU-rRNA; maturation of 5.8S rRNA
Cellular component (GO): nucleolus; preribosome, large subunit precursor
Source: RefSeq, a predicted model, not a curated record
AUGCAGAACGACGAGCUGAUCUGGAGCGUGGUGAACAAGCACUUCUGCGCGUUCAAGAAGAAAACGGACAAAGAAGACAUGUGCAGGAACUUGCACAACGUGACUGGCAAGUGCAACCGCGUGAGUUGUCCGCUGGCCAACAGCCUCUACGCCACUGUUCUCGAGCAGCAAGGCAAGUUGUACUUGUACUUGAAAACGGCGGAGAGAGCCCACCUGCCCAGCCGCCUCUGGGAGAAGCUGAAGCUGCCCCGCAGCCUCAAAGAGGCCAAACACUUCGUGCGAAUUCGCAUGCAAAACGAAUACCCCAAACACCAAAUCCAACGCUGCCUCCGCAGGCUCAUUCGCCUCCGCCAAAUGCUCGACAGGAUGCGCAGGCUCGAGCUCAAACCCAGGGAGAAGCUGGAAGGAGUGAAGAAGAAAACUGAAAGGAGAGAAGCAGCAAGAGAAAAAAAAGCACUUCGUGCUGCUCACAUCGAAGAUGUCAUUGAAGACGAACUGCUCAAAAGACUGCACCAGGGGGUGUACGGAAACCUCUACGAAGAACACAGAAUGCCAGCAGAGGCGGAGCAGCAGCAAGAAGACCCUGAAGUUACAGAAGAAAAAGCAGCAGAAGCAGGUUCGAUUCGCUUCGAAGCUGCCGCGGAGGCGGAAGAAGAGCCGCAGCCGUCGGCGUCGGACUUGGGCUCGGAUUCCGAUUUGGAAAGCGAGGACUUUUCCUUUUCAGAUUUGGACUUGGAGUCGGACUUGGAGGGGGAAAAAGGCGAAAAAGAAGCUGAAGAAGAAGAAAGCGAAGUUGAAAACGAAGUUUCCCUCGAAGACAUUCAGCCGGUGGUGGAAAGCAGCAAAAAAAGAAGAGCUUCCCUUCAGAAAGCUGAAGAUCGGCCGCCAGUUCCAGUUGCGACUUUGCGCAGACAGGCGGCAAAAAGACGAAACACUCGAGUGCGGAUUGAAUACGAGCCGGAAGCCAUGGCGGAGGAAAUGUGA